AAGCUUAUCCAUUUACUUUUUGUAGGUGCAUGGCCCUGGUGCAGACAUUGACACACUCUGUGUUGGACCUAGACAUGCAACCCGUGAAGAAGACUUUUUUGGUGAGCUACAUAAAAUGCUGUCAGAGAUGCCCGAAGUAACUGAAUUGCACCCUGUGCCUGAUGCUCAUGUCCCUGUGAUGAAAUUUAAGUUUGCCGGGGUUUCUAUUGAUCUUCUGUAUGCGAAAUUGUCACUUUGGGUUAUUCCUGAAGACUUGGAUAUAUCUCAGGACUCGAUACUACAGAAUGCAGAUGAACAAACAGUUCGUAGUUUAAAUGGUUGUCGAGUUACUGACCGUGUUCUGCGAUUAGUUCCAAAUAUUCAGAGUUUCCGAACGACAUUGAGAUGCAUGAGGUUUUGGGCAAAACGCCGAGGUGUUUAUUCCAAUGUUUCUGGGUUUCUUGGUGGUAUAAACUGGGCAUUGCUUGUUGCCCGCAUUUGCCAACUAUACCCCAAUGCAUUGCCAAAUAUGCUUGUGUCUCGUUUUUUCAGGGUCUUCACCCAGUGGCGCUGGCCAAAUCCAGUCAUGCUCUGUGCCAACGAAGAAGGAUCUCUUGGACUUCAAGUUUGGGAUCCAAGGAGAAAUCCGAAGGAUAGAUUCCACUUAAUGCCUAUUAUUACUCCUGCUUAUCCUUGCAUGAACUCUAGCUACAAUGUUUCAUCAAGCACUCUACGUAUUAUGACUGAAGAAUUUCAGAGGGGACAUGAUAUUUGUGAGGUUAUGGAAGAAAACAAGGCUGAUUGGGACACUCUUUUUGAGUCCUACCCCUUCUUCGAAGCAUAUAAGAACUAUUUACAAAUAGACGUUACUGCAGAAAAUGUUGAUGAUCUAAGAAAGUGGAAAGGUUGGGUUGAAUCUCGUCUUCGCCAACUGACAUUGAAGAUUGAGAGACAUACGUAUAACAUGCUUCAGUGCCAUCCACAUCCAGGCGAUUUUUCUGAUAAAUCCAGACCUUUCCACUGUUGUUAUUUCAUGGGUUUGCAGCGAAAACAAGGAGGAGCUCCCACGAGUGGGGGUGAACAGUUUGAUAUAAGGUUGACAGUUGAGGAAUUCAAACGUUCUGUCAACAUGUAUACACUGUGGAAGCCUGGGAUGGAGAUUUACGUUUCACAUGUGAAGAGGAGAAAUAUACCAAAUUUUGUUUUCUCGGGUGGAGUUCGACCUUCACGUGCAUCUAAAGUGACUUGGGAUAGCAGGCGUAGUUCAGAACUAAAAGCUUCUGACAGUACUCAAGUAGACAGGCCAUUUGAAGCCACAGAAAGUUCAGAUGGAGUAGAUGAUAGAAGGAAAAGAAUGCGUAUUGAUGAUAAUGUGAAUACUAACUUCAGAAAUGGAGAGUGCUCGGCCGCUGCUCAUUCCCACACUGAGGAAGUUCAUGAAGCCAGCCGAAUCAGUAUCACUAGCUCAUGUUCUGUUAAGGAUAUGAAUUCUAUUCACACUAGUGCAAAUAACUUAGAAAAUAUGGCAGAUGUUUCUUCUCAGAAUAACGGAGAUCAUGGAUUGAUAGGAGUUAAUCCUUCCAUAAACAUUGAAUCUGCAGCUGCUGAUACAUCAAGCUGUAAGGAAGCAGAGAAGCUGGCAAUUCAAAAGAUUUUGUCUGAUCCUUAUGAUUCCCACCAAGCUUUUCCGUGUGAGCCUGAAGAGCUCGACGAUUUUGAUUAUAAAAAUCAAGCUAAAGAUUUUGGUGCUACAAAGCAGGGUAGCCCCAUAAUACUGUCUUCGGCUGCAAACACAUCUUCCGUAGUGCCUAUACCAUCUAGCAAUGAAGCACGCCAGUCCUCAUGUUCAUAUUCCAACGGGGGCUUGGAGGAGCUUGAGCCUGCUGAGCUUGUGGCGCCAUUGUCAACUGGGACUGCUCCUGCACCUGCAGCUGGGCGAAAGCCAAUCAUCAGGUUGAGCCUCACAUCCUUGGGCAAAGCUGGUAAAAGCUCGUAAAGGGUUCUUCCAAAAGCAGCUCGGGAGAGCAUUUUUCUUAUCUGUUAUGUAUCGGGCGAUGUCUUGCCUGUCGAUUUUCUUUUCAUGUGUAACUCUUGACCCUAAAUAAUAACAAAAAAGAAAAAAAAAAGGUCAGGCUUUUAUGUAAUAUGUAUGAUGGGCUUGAAGGCCAACAGUUCUAUAAACGUACUAGUCGGUGUAUGCCUUCUAUUUCUACCAUAUUAAUGCAGAUGAUAGCCUACUAUUAUUUCUCAGAAACCUCUGAGAAGACCAUA
Messenger RNA from Momordica charantia (bitter melon), 2250 nucleotides. Lineage: Eukaryota; Viridiplantae; Streptophyta; Magnoliopsida; Cucurbitales; Cucurbitaceae. The record is from RefSeq and is a predicted model, not a curated record.